Molecule: messenger RNA, 2320 nt
Organism: Pundamilia nyererei
Lineage: Eukaryota; Metazoa; Chordata; Actinopteri; Cichliformes; Cichlidae
Gene: rd3l
Product: RD3 like
Exons: 3
Coding region: 449-1126 (225 amino acids)
Source: RefSeq, a predicted model, not a curated record
CUUGUGCGCACACACGCACCCUCGUCCUCGCUCUUUCUCUCCAAUGCACACGUUUCGUGCAAGCUACAAAGCAGCUGACCCUACAACAAAAGCUGCACACUGCACAGAGGAGAGUGGGGUGAAAGGAGAAGAGAAGUGACAGCUCUUAGUCAGUUAUCCGUGUGCGUGUGACUAACUCUCCUGGAAAAAGUCUGCAUGACAGGCGCAGUGAGAGGACAGGACAAAAAACUACAAGACAAAAACAUUUGCAACAACAAAGCAAGGGAAGGAUUGCUGCCGGACGUAGUCAACAGUGAGAGGAGUAAAGUUUGCACAGGCAGAUCCAUGGAGACAAGACGCUGGAGGCUCUACUCUGUGAAAAGCUCUUCUUUGCCCAAUUUCUAAAAAGCUCAGACAAGAGUCAGCAGUGCUGUUUCACCACUUUUAAAGACAACGUGCUGUGAAUGCCAUGCCUCUGUUCAGCUGGAUGAAAUGGUCGCAUGAGACAAGAGUGCAGGCUCAGGAUGAAACACCAUCUCUGAAAAUCUCAGGGGGGUUACCCAGCCGCAUGCUGAUCACAGAGCUCCUGUGGCAUGUGGAAGAGCGCGAGCGGCUGGCGAGAGAACUGGAGCGUGAGCAUAGGAUGGCUCACAGCACUCUGGGUCUCCACUGGUUUCAAAAGUACCCCAGGUUGCGGACCCUCAUCCCCUCAUCAGAACUACAACAGCUGGAGUUCUUGUGUGCCCAGAUCCCAUCUAUCCAAGCAGCCACCGUCCUCUCCAGGUUUCGUGAGGUGCUUGCCACUAACAACAUACGACCCUGGGAGCUGGCAUCUGUGUUUAAGCAAAUACUAAAGGACUUCCUGAGCCAAAGGGGAUAUGAUGAAGAGGAUGACCUCUCAGUGCAGCCGGUGCAGUUCCAACCCAUGGAGGCUUGGACCAGCCGGUACAAAAUGAAGCAGGGGUUUGUCACACCCACUGUCCCCAACUGUGGCGACCAUCCAAGGGAAGAGAUCCCAACGGUCUCUGGAUACGUGGAUCGGGUCAUGCGGCACUCUGGUUCAUUCACAGCACACAGGGACUGGGACCUUCCAUAUUAUUAUCCAGUACCUCUCAGGUCCAAAGGUGCUUACAGCACCACACUGUGAAAGGACAACUCUUUAACCAUCUGCAACCAACAGCAUGGAGACCAAAUCGCAAUAUGCGUCUUAGAUAUAGACAUUUCACUAGCUUUACCAAAACGUGGAAUAGCACUAGGCUAGGUGUUAUAUGUACUCAAAUGUUUAAUUAAUGGCAAUAACUAAUUCUUAUCCCUACUUCACAGCCUGAGUUGUUUAGUUACUCCUUAUUCUAAACCUUCAAUUGAACAGCUGGAGAUGCAUUUCAGAGAUGCCAAGAACCUGGAGUGAUUUUAAUAGUAAAAGCACUAGAUGCCUUUUUGGCUUUUGGCUAAGUGACAAACUGACUGAGUUGGUCAAUUUGUGGUAGCUCAUUAAGAGCUCAAAAUGUCCAGCUUUUGGAGUGAAUACAUGUGUAAAAACAUGACUGGCUCACAUAUAGUUAAUGCAAAGAUGUAAAGACUCCACGUUACCUUAUCUAACACAAGUCAGUCAACUUUCCUGUUAUUGCUGGCCAAAACCUCUUGGGGUGGCAAACAUUUUAUAUGCAGGAAAAACCCUGGAAAUCUGAGUGAGCACUCUUUAAUGUAAAUGUUUCAGACUGAAAAAUAAAAAAAACAUUGAGCUAAACAUUUUAUAUAGAUUAGGCAGAACUCACCUUGAUUUGUGUAGGACUUGUUUUUGUUCUUGUGUAUCAGUGUUUAACUUCCUUUCGGAGUCCUAAAUCCCUUGACAAACAGCAGCUAUUGUUCUGUGCUACAGUUAAGACACCCUUCAGGAAGAAGUGUAGCAAUGCACUAUUUGAUGGUCAUUAAACUCAAUCAACCAACUUGAAAAACAGAUCAACGUGUAAAUGGUAAUAAAUAGUAUGUUUUCCAUUUAGCUUAUCAAUAUACUAUUGGACAAAAAAUAUUAUUAAGUUGUUGCCUUGACUAAAGAACGUCCUUUAUAAAUAAAAAACAAACAAACAUUAAAAUAAGAUUUACUAUAAUUCAGUUUGCAUUAGUGAAGGCCUCAGUCGGAUCAACACUGAUAAUCUAACCAUUAAUUUUUGAUAAUUCACAGGUAAUGAAAACCUUAAAAUAAAGAAAAACAUGCAAAGACAAAAUGAUAUUUUUCACUUGUCUGUUUUAGAUGACCUGCAUCAAACAACAUGGUAAGAAAAUGUGGGGACUUAUGCAGUCCAUCUUUGGGACUGUUUAUCAGACCCACAUCAACAGCAUC